This is a messenger RNA of Phialemonium atrogriseum, 429 nucleotides long. Its product is annotated as DASH complex subunit DAD2. The transcript is spliced from 3 exons. Gene Ontology annotation, biological process: attachment of spindle microtubules to kinetochore; mitotic cell cycle. The coding region runs from base 1 to 429 and encodes 142 amino acids. Gene Ontology annotation, cellular component: mitotic spindle midzone; mitotic spindle; DASH complex. NCBI's taxonomy places the organism in Eukaryota, Fungi, Ascomycota, Sordariomycetes, Cephalothecales, Cephalothecaceae. The record is from RefSeq and is a predicted model, not a curated record.
AUGUCCUCGUUCCCUGCGCGAGCGCUGUCGUCGCAUAUUCGGCAGCCGUCUAUGUCCGGAAACCCAAAUAGCGGGCCGCCCCCAGCUUUAGUCGCGCGUGUCAACGAAAAGAAAGCCGAGCUCGAGAACCUCAAGUCACUGCGUGAGCUGAGCGCUGCCGCGGCUUCGCAGAUGGAAGAAUUGGAGCAGAAGCUUGCGACCCUCUCAGACGGGACAGAAGCAAUCGCGCUGGUCAUGAGCAACUGGCACAACGUGCUGAGGGCAAUAAACAUGGCUUCUGCCAAAUUGCCGAAGCCUUCACCCGAGGAGGGCCAGCUGGCUACUGAUGAGGUCUCGGCUCCUCUUCCUCAGACUCUUGUGCGAAUCCCGACAGAGCAUGCGCCUGCUUUACAAGCCCACGCCGAAGCAGCCCCCCCUGAAGAAGAGUAG